Psammomys obesus (fat sand rat) is the source of this 915-nucleotide messenger RNA. It is a transcript of the gene Hormad2, whose product is annotated as HORMA domain containing 2. The record is from RefSeq and is a predicted model, not a curated record. The transcript is spliced from 10 exons. Lineage: Eukaryota; Metazoa; Chordata; Mammalia; Rodentia; Muridae. The coding region runs from base 1 to 915 and encodes 304 amino acids.
AUGACUACUGCUCAGCUCUCUCACAAGACCGGAACAUUGCAGGAAUCUAAGAGAACAAUUUUCCCAUCCCAAAUCACUAAUGAGCAUGAGUCACUGGUAAUGGUGAAGAAACUUUUUGCUACAUCUAUCUCAUGUAUAACAUAUCUGAGGGGCUUGUUCCCAGAGAGCUCUUACAGAGAUCGUCAUUUGGAUGACCUCAAUUUAAAAAUUCUCCGGGAAGACAAAAAGUGUCCUGGGUCAUUACAUAUUAUUAAAUGGAUUCAAGGUUGUUUUGAUGCUUUGGAAAAGAGAUACCUACAGAUGGCAGUGUUAACACUUUACACAAAUCCCAAGGACCCUGAGAAAGUGACUGAGAUAUACCAAUUCAAAUUCAAAUAUACAAGAAAGGGCACCACUAUGGACUUUGACAGCAGUAGUACAAGCUUUGAAAGCGGGACAAACAGUGAAAAUGUUAAGAAAGCCUGUUCCCUACUGAUCCGUCAAUUGUAUAUACUGAUGCAGAACCUUGAACCCCUUCCUAAUGAUGUUAUACUUACUAUGAAGCUCCAUUAUUAUAACUCAGUGACGCCACAUGAUUACCAACCCCCUGGUUUUAGAGAGGGGAUGAACUCACAGUUACUGCUGUUUGAUGGGGAGCCUCUGAGCCUUCGAGUGGGUUCAGUCUCCUCUGGCUUUCACAGCAUGAAAGUAAAAGUCACCACCGAUGCCACCAGAUUGCUUGAUGGGGAGAACAGUGCUGUUCAGGAGAACAGCACUGCUGAGAUAGCCCAUCAGGGCUUAGACUGUGAUGAGGAAGAAGAGGCCUGUGGCAGCCAAAUUCAAAGGAUGAAUUUUGUGCACAUUGAACCAAGUUUUGAAAGCUCCAGGAAGAAGGUCAGCGAACCAGUGACAGUCUUCAUCCAUAACAGAAAAUGA